Molecule: messenger RNA, 2036 nt
Organism: Lytechinus variegatus (green sea urchin)
Lineage: Eukaryota; Metazoa; Echinodermata; Echinoidea; Temnopleuroida; Toxopneustidae
Product: tumor necrosis factor alpha-induced protein 8-like
Exons: 1
Coding region: 46-558 (170 amino acids)
Biological process (GO): regulation of apoptotic process
Cellular component (GO): cytoplasm
Source: RefSeq, a predicted model, not a curated record
GAAGCGGGUGGGUCCAAAAACCUGGGUCUGCGGGUCCAGAAGAAAAUGUUGGGCAAGAUGACGUCCAAGAAGAUUGCCAAGGUCUUCAUUGAUGACACCAUGGGUGAACUCCUGGACAACGUGUACAAGCUCUGCAAGGAUUACAAACAGAACAAGAAAGACGCUGAGAAGCUCAUCAAGAAUAUCAUCAAGAUUACUGUCAAAAUAGGUAUCCUCUACCGCAAUGACCAGUUCAACGAAGAGGAGAUAAAAAUUGCAGAGGCCUUUAGGAAAAAGUUCCGGACCAUGAUUAUGACCUUUGUCAGCUUCUGCGAAGUGGACUUCACAUUUGAUAAAAACUUUAUGGUAGGAGCACUCGAUGACUGCUCAGUUCUUUUGACCAAACUUGUGGCAAGGCAUCUCACAGAUAAGUCACAAGGCAGAAUAGACUAUGUAUUUGGGUUCUUCCAGGAUGGUGCUUUCAUGGACUCGCUUUUUGACCCAAACAGUCCUCUAAAACCUCACCUUACGGACAUUGUUGGAGGACUUAACAAAUUAUUAGAAGAAGGAAGCAUUUAACCCUUCAUCAUGGCCUUCUAUCUUCCAAAGUCUUUUUUAUUACAUUUCAUAGAUUUUAUUAAACUUGUAUCAUAAAUGAAGCAGAAACGUGCAAAUAAUUGACAGUGGAAGCUCAAAGUGACUCAACUCAUAUCUGUAAUUGUUUUGUUUAUUUAUGUUGUCUUGGGAACCACCGCAAUCUUCUGUAGACUGAUGCAAUUUACAGUGCUUAUGGAAGCACUAAAUGUGAACAUUCUGCUAUAAGGUCAUCGGUGUGCUCUGUAGGACAAAAUCAUGGUUGGUUAUCCUGAUCUUUCAGCAGUUGUAAAUAAUUAUUUGCCUUAUUCAUAAAGCAUAGAUGAAAGAAAUUUUUCUUCUUUCAUUUCACAUCCAUAUUUGGUAAGCUUCAAUUUACCAGGGAAAGGUUUAGCAUGAGAUCUUUGUUGAAAAUCUACCUUGAGGUCCAAGCAGCUCUGGAUUAGUUGUCUCGCUAGAAUGAUCUGAACGGUACCUGUAGAUCGGUCAAGUUAGAAACUUUGAUGCUGCUUCUGAUGGAUAGUCACAUUCCCGAAGAAGCUGAAGCAAAUCUCGUUGCUGAAGAAUCCAUGUAUGAUGGUGCAUGCAUUUGAAAAGAUGGAGGAAGGUCUCUGGUGAUCUUAUCUGGUUGCCUGUUGGAUGUUCCGCAGAAUGAUCUGGUACAGAUGGCAUCAUGGAGAUCAUUGAGUCAAAAUGCAUGUGGCAGUUCUCAAAGGAAACAUCAACCUUUCUGGUGCCUGUGCUUGCACAGAUGGAGGAAAAGCCAUAGCAAAGAUAUUCAACAGGAUUGUCUAGAGAAGAUUGGUCGUGAAGAUCAUCAGGUCAGAGCGCACGUUGUGGUAAUUCUCAAAGGAUACUGUACAUCAUUCUUUCUGAUGCCUGGUGCUUUUGCUUCAACAGAUGGGGAAGUGGCAUUAUUAUGAAGUUGUUCAGCAGGAUUGUCUUGUGGAUAUGGCAUCAUAGAAUUCAUCCAGUUUAAGCAGAAAAGCUCUAAUUUCACACCCUUUAAGAUAGAUCUUGAGGUAAUGGUACGUGAAAGGGUAUGUGAAUUGGUGAGUAUUGCCCAUGGGGGGUAUGUAAUCACUGAUGAAUACUGUAAGUUUCAUAAUUAUACCAUCAAUCUUUUUUUAAUAGUUUGUUAUUGAGAGACCAGUAAAUUACCAGUUAGCGAUCCUUGACUGACUCUUACUCGCUGAAUGCACAGAACAAUAUUGGUUCAAUGAACCAAACGUUUGUACUAAUGAGUCGGAUAAUGCUAAAUGGUACCAUACACAUAUUAUAAGACAUUGCAGCGGAAAUCUAAACAACUCAGAAUUAUUAUUAAUGAUCAAGCAUUUGCAAACCUUUUUGUUCAGAAGCGAAGCUGGAAUGUGGAGUUUCUCUAACCAAGAGAUCGGUCACACCCUAGCGCUGCCUGCUUUCUUGUCACCUCUUUCUUGUCCAGUUAUGGCAAGAACAGCAGG